Messenger RNA from Rotaria sp. Silwood2, 483 nucleotides. The record is from the annotation of a GenBank genome assembly. Lineage: Eukaryota; Metazoa; Rotifera; Eurotatoria; Philodinida; Philodinidae.
AUGGAAACCAACUACGCGAUGAAUACAGAACUCUACGAUCCUUCUACAGGAACUUGGACGGUCAGUGGUGCCAUAAGCAAAGGAAGGAUUUAUCACACAGCAUCGGUACUUCCAAAUGGAAAAGUCUUGAUCGCUGGUGGAUGUACGUUUGGAUAUUGUUUAAGCACUUCCGAAGUUUGCGACCCAUCUACAUCCCGAUGCACAAUGAGUGGCGACAUGACUAGUGUGCGAUGGUAUCACACAGCAUCGAUAUAUAGCAAUGGAACAGUGUUUGUCACAGGUGGAGCUAACAGCGACAAUAGUACAGAACUUUGUGAUCCAUCUGCAGGAGUCUGGAUGCGCGCAGACAGCAUGAGCGCAACAAGAACAGAACAUACAGCAUCAACUCUCCCGAAUGGAAAAAUCUUAGUGGCUGGUGGGUAUAAUUAUAGUUAUACUACUUUUAAUUAUACUACUUUUAAUACAGCAGAAAUAUUUACAUGA